AGGACGAGCAGACGGACAGGAAUAAGCUGAAGGAUGAUAUGUGUCAUUUUAGUUGCUGGACACGGGCGCGUAUUGGAGGAUGAGAUCAAGAAUGACGUUUCAGGACGCUACUCCUCCCUGGAAGGCGUGCCCAAGUCCCUGCUUCCUGGAGUGGGCGGGAAACGGAUCUUGGACUUCUGGUGGGAGGCCAUCAACACGCGUCAGGUGUUCAGCGACGUUUACUUGGUCACCAAUGCUGACAAGUACAAAUACUACGAACGGUGGGCCACAGCAAAUGACUUCCCCGUGGAUAACAUCGUCAAUGACGGCUCCACCACUUACGAAAACAGGCUAGGUUCUGUCGGAGAUUUUGACCUUGUGCUCAGAAACAAGAGGAUUGAUGAUAGCGUCAUGGUGGUUGCCGGUGACAUGCUUUUCCAGGAUCACAACUUUGACAUCACCCAAGUCGUAGACUACUUCAAGCGAAAGAGAGGAGAGCUGGCUAUUUAUUACGAGAUGGAGCCCACGGAGUUGUCACGAAGCCGUGGUAUUGUGGACGUAUGCCCAACAACCAACAGGAUCAUGCAUUUCACGGAGAAGCCGAGCCAAGACGAGACAGCGUCGCGCAUGGCAAGUGUCGUCUUCUACUGCUUCCGCAGACAAACCCUGUCGACGAUCACUGCGUACCUCGACAAUCACCCCGACGUGGUGGAGAGGAACUUUGGGAUGUACAUGGAAUGGUUGGUUAACCGAUCAGGAAUCGAGGUUUACGGCAUGAAGCUACCCACGGGGUUCCAACUCAUCGGCCAGGUGGGGCUGGACGAGUAUAAGAAGUGGUUGGGGUAUUUCUCGGACAAGCAACUCCAGCAGGGGAUCAAGGAACCAUUCACAGCCACCGGGCACGCAAGAGUGGGUUUGAUGGGUAAUCCUUCCGACGGUUUCUACGGCAAAACCAUAUCACUGUCCAUCGCCAACUUCUGGGCAGAAGUCACCAUCAAAGAAAGCGAGCGACUGAUCCUGGUACCUCAUCCAUUAAAUGACCCCACCGAGUUUGGUAGCCUGGGAGAUCUCCACGGUAUCAGCCGCAAGGAGGGCUACUUGGGGGGUCUGCGGCUUCUCCAGGCUACCUGCAAGAAGUUCUACCAGUACUGCUCAGAGCAAGGGGUCUUGCUGGAAGCAGUGCCAUUGUCACGGCAACGCUGAAAUGCCUCAUGCACUUUUUUGAUCUCACAAACAGUGAUAUACCCCUGGCCCUGCGGCCACAGUUUAUCCUCAACGUUGAGGUCGAUGAACUUUUUAUCAAUGCCGGACUCCAGGACAGAG
Molecule: messenger RNA, 1302 nt
Organism: Acanthaster planci (crown-of-thorns starfish)
Lineage: Eukaryota; Metazoa; Echinodermata; Asteroidea; Valvatida; Acanthasteridae
Biological process (GO): biosynthetic process
Molecular function (GO): glucuronokinase activity; ATP binding
Source: RefSeq, a predicted model, not a curated record